Molecule: messenger RNA, 1434 nt
Organism: Dothidotthia symphoricarpi CBS 119687
Lineage: Eukaryota; Fungi; Ascomycota; Dothideomycetes; Pleosporales; Dothidotthiaceae
Exons: 2
Coding region: 1-1434 (477 amino acids)
Source: RefSeq, a predicted model, not a curated record
AUGAAUACGAUCACAACUACGGCUCUGCCAGCUGCAUUGCCCGUUUCACGACCACAGUACAUAGCGUCGUCUGCAAAUACUACAGUUACUUUCCUCUCGACUCCAGGAGACGAUAAAAGUUUGAUCGUCAGUUCUACCGCUGGACAGGCCGUCACUUUACAACCACUAACACCAACCUCAAUAUCGUUUACGACGUAUACGUGGAACCCCGAUGAACGCCAGGUAUAUUGGGCGAUAGGUCUUGCCGGGGAGACCUCUCCUGUGAGAGGAGCCGUCUCCAUCAGAACAACACCUUUAGAUGACCCACCCACUUCAUCGGUCGCUGUAAGUGCGCCCACCAUUGCCACCACAACCACCCAACCUUCUACAAUUGUAUCUGUUCCACCCUCUACUACCGGAACUACAACAACCUCAGGGACAGUAGUUUCUCAAGCGCCAGUGACCGCAAACAAAGGGAGCAGUGGAGUUGCCGGCGGAACCGUCGCAGGUGUCGCUAUCGGUUGCCUCGUCGCCGGGGCUCUGAUCGCGGGUGUCAUCUUCUGGUUUUGCUGCGGCAAGCGUAGAAAGACACAUGAACGGGAUUCAGAGGCAAGCAAACGUGCCUUGAUGCCACGAGAGAAAGGCCCUACUGUGAUAGCAAAUUCGCUUGGGAGCAAAGGACAUGCAGCAUCCCCGUUGGGAAGCGGCCUUCCUCAACCAUUAGAAGACGAGGUCAUAUCAGGUGAAAUCACCAAAAUCAGCAGCUCGAUCAAAAACCACGUCAAAAGCUACUAUCAUGCCAGUCCCAUGAGUUCAGGGCUGGUCGACACGGAUGACAUUCAGGCACUUGGCUAUGACAUGCCAGUCUCCGUUGGAACUCUCAGUACAUUACUUGGAAAUCCUGCUACAAGGGAAACUGCUUUGCAAUUUUGUAUCGCUUGGGUCGUUGUUUCCGGGAUGCAACCACACAAUGAUCCUCUGAGGAGUUUUCUUCCACGAAAUGCGGGUGGAUGUUAUCAGGAAAUCUUGACCCCAAAUCCCGAACCCAGACCUCACGCGGCAUCUACGGCAAGGUGGCGAACGGCGACUGCAGCUUUGCUACCGUCCACUUACGUUCGCAGCCCAUUCUCCCCGACCGACAGUCGAAACGCCAGUAUUCAAGCAGCGGUUGACGUUCUUGAUAACAUACUAGUGCCAUAUGCAAACUCGCGAGCCGACAACGGGCAGCGAAAGCGCAAUCUCGAGGAAAUCCUGAAGCGCUCUGCACUGUUCGCUUUUACACUUUUCUCACAGCCUAGUUCUUGGGAGUUUGACUGGAAGGAGCAGAAGGGUAGUGCCAGGUCAGGUGGCUUCUGUAUCUUCCCCGCUCUUGUGCAAGCCUCAAACGAGGCCGGUGAGCCCGUAAGGCCCCCAAGGCCAUUUAGCGAGGCUGUGAUUCGGCGAUUGGACGAGUGA